Molecule: messenger RNA, 3415 nt
Organism: Tigriopus californicus
Lineage: Eukaryota; Metazoa; Arthropoda; Copepoda; Harpacticoida; Harpacticidae
Product: NPC1-like intracellular cholesterol transporter 1
Exons: 18
Coding region: 471-3260 (929 amino acids)
Cellular component (GO): membrane
Source: RefSeq, a predicted model, not a curated record
CUGUAGGUUCAGAUGUAGUUUCACGCUCAAGCCAUACGAUUGCCGACUGUACAACAUUGCUUGUCAACCUUGGGCUGACGAACAAUGGUGAAUUAGAACCCAACAAAUGCAUAAUCAGAGCGCAACGUCCAUAUUCCCAAGAUUAGCCUAACUUGCAUCAUCCACAUACAGGCGAACUUGAAUUUAGUGCACGUGUACCGAGUUCGAACCCAAGUAACGGGCACAAAAUGGGACUCCAGUGAUUUUUUGAUGGGAGGGAUCCAGUUCGAAUGUUGCUAUGCUACUAUCACAUUUUGGAAUCGGGACCAUGACAUAAAUGACAAUGAAAGUAUUUGUCAAGGAACCCGCUAUUGGAUACUCGUCUAAUCUCUGACGUGUUUGAAGUCAACGAGUCAACGGGACCUUCUGAGUGAUCAGUUGAUCCAGUAAAACCUCUUCAGACAGAAGACGUGACAAGUGAAGUGUUGAACAUGACGGAGACCGUGGAAGAGCCAGGUUUAGUGGGCGUGGAGGCCAUGCCUCCUUGCCGAUUUGGGAAUCUGACCGUGAUUAUGACCAAGUUCAUUGAAAAUUGUUUCUUCAGAUUGGGUCUAUUGAUUGGAAAUCAUCCAUGGAAGACGGUGAUUGGAGCUCUUCUUCUAUGCGCCGUUUGCUCCAGUGGAAUGGCUUUUUGGCUCCAAAUCACCGACGACGAACUCCUGUGGACUCCCUACGGAUCUCCAUUCCUGGAGGAUAAGAAGUGGAUCGAGGAAAACUUUCCAAAAGACAUGCGGUACGAGUCGGUAAUCAUCGAGGGAGAUAAUGUUUUGACACCAGAACAUGUACAAUACUUGGCGAAGCUCAAUGAAAACGUUAUCAACGCCACGACAGAAGAUAAACUCCAUAACUAUACCGACCUCUGCAUACGGGAUUUGGACGCAGUGUCGAAAGAAGAUUGUUAUCAGGAGAGUAUCUUACGCCUUUGGAACAGUGACUUGAACGUGAUCAUGAAACUUAGCCAAGACGAUAUCUUGGAAGCUAUUGAUGAGGCUCUUCUUGAUGAAAGGUCACGGGUGAAAACUCUUCUCUCUGGCUUGGCUUUUGAUGGCUCUGGCCAUGUUCUGAGUGCCAAAGGUCUCAUGAAUGUGUGGAUCCUUCGUGAAAAUGGCACCAAAGAAGAGAACCAAGCCAGCAUUGAUGAGGCCGCAUUUGAUUGGGAGACCGUGUUUAUCAACAUUGUGGUUGGAGAAGAUGUUCCAUCGGGUCUUCCGAAUGGAUCCAAGAUGUAUGGAUUGGCCGAGAGAAGCUACAAUGAUGAGAUCGAUGGAGUUGUGAAUAGCAAUUUCUUGCUUUUCUUGGUUGGAUUUGGCUUCAUCUUCAUCUAUAUCGCGGUUGUUUUGGGUAGAUGGAAUUGCAUGGAACAAAGGGUACUUCUUGCAUUGAUGGGAAUUUUGGUGAUUGGCUUAUCCAUCUUUGCCUCCUUUGGAUUGUGCUUUUAUAUGAGGAUUUUCUUUGCCGACAUGCAUCCAAUCAUCCCUUUCCUUUUACUUGGCAUCGGAGUGGACGAUAUGUUCGUAAUUGUACAGUCUCUUGAAAACCUGACCCCUAAACAGAAAUAUCUGCCAGUGGCUCAACGCAUUGGGUUGACAAUGAAACACGCCGGAGUUUCUAUUACAGUCACUUCGAUCACAGAUAUGGCCGCUUUUCUGAUUGGAUCAAGCUCGAGUAUGCCUAUUUUGCGGACAUUCUGCCUUUUUGCCGCGAUGGGAGUCUUGUUCUUAUACAUCUUUGCCAGCACCUUUUUUGUGGCUUGCCUAGCCCUUGAUGAAGGAAGGAUUGAUGCCCGAAAGCCAUGUGGUUGUUGCUCUAGACCUAAACGUUCGGAUUGGACACCAAACAAAGUCAGUCAAAUCGAAAUUGGCAAAUUGGUCUUUGAAAAAGGCAUCACCAAAUAUCUGUUCAAGCUUCCUGUUCAGAUUUUGGUCAUCAUCAUCGUGCUAACUGCAUUCGGUGCUGGUGUAUAUGGGAUCACUCAAAUGAAGUUGGAUUACAACUCAAUAUGGUACAUGCGAAAAAACUCUUACCAAGUGGGGUUUUACGAUGCUACGGCCAGACUGUUUCCAGACAAUGGUGAACGUGUCCAAGUCUACAUUGGGCAAAUCAAGUAUUGGGUCCAUUUAGAAUCUCUCUUGAAAGUAAAGGACACUCUGGACGGAAACUCAUAUAUUCGAGAAGGGUCCAUUCAGUAUUGGUUCGAUACCUUCUACCACGAUUUCUGCGUUCCAAACGAGGAGUCCGUGGAUGUAUUUGCAGAGUUUGAAGGAUUCCACAAAGACGAUGUCCACCUCAAUUGUUCAACAGAAAUGGGAUUCAAGAAAAGCUUUCUUCUUUUUCUGGAUGAAAAUCGAAAUUUUUACCAGGACCUGAAAUUCAACGUGACUUUAGAAGACGAAGACCCAUCGAACUUAUGGAACACAGGGGCCUUCGAGAUCACGGCUUCUCGAGCGAAUUUCCAACAUAGUGAGCUUCAAAACACCACGAUUCAAAACGUGGCCAUGGACCAGGUCAAGAACGAAAUGAGUGCUGUUCAAUUCGGCGGAGAUGAUUUUUCCACUCCGAUUGUUUAUGGAUUCAUGUACAUUCAAUGGGAAGCCAACAAGAGCAUUGUUUCGGAGCUCAUUCGGAAUCUGGUAUUGACCUUCGCCACUAUCGUGGUCGUGACCUUAUUCCUGGUGGCCAACAUUCGGGUUUCCCUGUUCGUGCUCAUUUGUGUGGUCUUCACCGUGGCCAAUGUUUGCGGGUUUGCUCAUUUUAUGGGCCUCACUAUUGAAAUAGUGACUUCCCUCAUCCUAAUCUUGAGCUGUGGACUCGCUUUGGACUACGCCGCUCACAUUGGCGUCGCAUAUCUCUGCUCUAAAGGCCAAACCAGAAAAGAAAAAGCCAAGGAAGCUGCAGUUUCCAUGGGGACAGCUGUGUUUCACGGUGGAUUCAGUACGUUCACGGCCUUCGUUCUUUUGGCCUUCAGCGACUCCUACAUUUUCACCACAUUCUUUAAGAUGUUCUCCAUGGUUGUCACUUUUGGCCUCUUCCAUGGGAUCGUGUUCCUAAGUGUGUUGCUCAGUCUCUUUGGGCCUGUGUUUAAUAUUGAUGAAGGAUCGGAACCGGUUUUCAGUGCAGUGUCGCCAGAUUCGCCAUCUAAAUUAAAGCUAAGGACUAGCCAAAGUCAGAAUGACAAUUCUGACUCUGUACCUAUUGAAACGCAAGUCGUGGAAAAGUUCUGAAUGCUCAUCUAGAUCAACUUGUGAUAAAGCAUAACAGUAAUUGAUCCAUAAGACGUAUCCCACCUACUUGUCGAAGUUAAUCUUCACCCUGUUAUUUGUGAAAUGUUUUAGCAAAGUUUGUAGACUUAAAAGCAAUAAAUAAUUUAUUCAAACUA